Messenger RNA from Sphaerodactylus townsendi, 1365 nucleotides. Its product is annotated as protein ABHD16B-like. The record is from RefSeq and is a predicted model, not a curated record. Gene Ontology annotation, cellular component: endomembrane system. The transcript has a single exon. Gene Ontology annotation, biological process: phosphatidylserine catabolic process; monoacylglycerol catabolic process. Lineage: Eukaryota; Metazoa; Chordata; Lepidosauria; Squamata; Sphaerodactylidae. Bases 1 to 1365 code for a protein of 454 amino acids. Gene Ontology annotation, molecular function: glycerophospholipase activity; monoacylglycerol lipase activity.
AUGUGCGUCCUGUGUUUCCCAAAGGCUCUUGCCCAGGUCUUCAAAAUCUAUUUCACAGCCAGUUAUAAUUUCAAAUCCAGCAGCUGGCCCAUCGAAUUCCAGUGGGACGAGCCCGGCACGGCCCACGGCUGCAUCGGAGGCCAAAGGCGCCACAUCCUCGUCAACGCAGCGUCGCGACUGGGCCUGCCGGCGUCAGCGUUUGCGGUCGGGCCGGAUGGAGACCGGGAAUCCUGCCGGAACUUCUUCAGGCGCGUCAAGCAGCUGCCGGGCCAACUGGCCAGCUACGUGGUGGCCCAUUCGUUAGGCCGCUGGCUUCUCUACCCUGGCUCCAUGUUCCUCCUGAACCAAGCCCUGUUGCCAGUUUUGGCAAAGGGCCAAGCCCGCCUUCUGGGGGAAUAUAACGGGAAACGCGCCAAGCUGGUGGCUCGGGACGGGAAUAAGAUCGACACCAUGUUUGUGGACAGGAGAGCGGUGACCGCGGGCGUGGCGGGACGUCGAGGGAAGCAGCUGGUGAUUUGUUGCGAGGGGAACGUCAGCUUCUACGAAUGGGGCUGCCUCUCCACCCCCUUGCAGACCGGAUAUUCUGUGCUGGGGUGGAACCAUCCUGGUUUUGCGGGGAGCACAGGCCAGCCAUAUCCGCAGAACGACGCCAACGCGGUAGACGUGGUGAUCCAGUACACGACUCGUUGCCUGGGCUUCAGGCUAGAAGAUAUUGUCAUGUACGGAUGGUCCUUGGGAGGCUACUCAGCCACCUGGGCUGCUAUGACCUACCCGUCGAUCGGUUCCUUGGUCUUGGACGCCACUUUCGACGACCUGCUCCCCUUAGCUCUGAACGUGAUGCCCAAGAGCUGGAAGAAGCUGGUGGUGCGGACGGUGAAGGACCACUUCAAUCUCAACGUGGGCGAACAGCUAUGCAAGUACAUGGGGCCGGUCUUGCUGAUCCGGAGGACCCAGGAUGAAGUCAUCACCACUUGCCCAGAUCUCGACGACCGGAUUGCGAACCUCCGCCACAACAGGGCCAACAAACUCCUGGUCCAGUUGCUGGAGCAUCGCUACCCGUACAUCAUGUCCCGAGAAGGGGCGUCUGCAGUCCACCAGUGGCUCAGAGCGGGCAAACCCCGCCAAGAAGAGGCGGUCUGCCGCCAUUACAGGAUCGACGAGGAAUGGUGCCUCAAGGAGCUACAGAUGUACAAGUCGAGCCAAGGUCUUGAAACCGAUUUCCCCUGGCGGGUCGGGGAGUUCAUGGCCUCCAGAGACAAGAAGCAGAUGGCUGUCUUUUUAGCUAAGAAGUACAUGAAGAACAUAGAGGCCACCCACUGGUCUCUCCUUAAACCCGAUGAUUUCCAGAUGCCCUGGAAGUUAUAG